AUGGCCCACAUGGCCAUGGCAUCCAUGGCAUCCAUGGCGCCCCGAAGCGGGGGACAACGGUCCAAUAUCUUCACACCUCCAGGCCCUUCGAUGGUGCCGGAGGCUGCACCUAUGAUCCCAACGCUGCAUAGUGUUUUGACAGGCGAGGUGCAAAUGCUGACACCCAAAGGGGCAUUGCUUCGUCUCAGUGACCAGUCUCCAGUGCGCUACCUCGAUGGGUUACUGCGACGUCGUCCUGACGAGCCAGCCAAGAGCGUAGGUUCCAAGUGCUUUGUGAAGGUGGUCCGCAUCGAGGCUGGGAUGGUCAUCGUGGAUACCAAGGACGUGGAUCAGGAAGUGGGUAAAGACCUGGAUCCUGAGCAUGAGAAAGCGGAAGUGGAGGAGUGGGUGGACGUUCCCAUGGCCUUUGUGGGCCGAGUCAUUGGCAAAAAGGGUGAGCAGAUCCGCAAGAUCUGCGACGAGUCCGGUGCCGAUUUGCGCUUCGACGAGGCAGUCCGUGAACUUGAGCUCGGGAGCAACACCAAGAGGAAGACCACAGGUGGGGUUGGUGAUGACAUGCGGAAGUUCUUGGAAGCCGCGCAAGAGGAUGCGGAAGGUCAUGAGGAGCCUGAGGAGCAGCCUGAAGGUGAUGAUUUGCGGGCCUUUCUGCGGGAAGCACAGGCUGACGCACCCGUGAUGCAUCCGCCCAUGGAGGAAGAUGAAGAUGAGGUCCAGGAAGCUGCUGGCGACCUGGCGGCCUUCCUCAAGGAAGCCAAGGCUGCCGGAGAGGCCGCCGAGGACACGCCCUUGGCGCCGCGGGCCAGGACCUUCGUGCCAGCGGUGGAGUUCAUCGCUAACAGCUUGGAGAACUGGGAUGAGAUGUUGUACCGCAAGAUGGGCGAAGCCGGUGUGUCACUGGUUUACCCUGAGAAUUUGUCCAUCUUUGACAAGGAGGGGAAGGCUGUGGACAUCGAACGCGGCUUGCGGCAGAAGCACUUCCCCAUCCGGGUGCGGUACAUCCUCACCUCUGACACCUAUGCUCCGAAGCCUGCGGAACAGGAGCCAACGGAAAAGGCGGCUUCGAAGCCAGAAGCGGAGCCACAGGAGGAGGAUCGGAAGAACACAAAGACAGCAAAAGCUUCAGCAAAUAGGAAGGAUGCCAUCUACAUCUCUGGUGCAGGAGGCCUUUCCAAGAAGCAAGUCCUACAGGUCUUCAAAUCCAAGAACUUGCCGACGCCGCUGACCCUUGACCAGGUGUCUUCCUCGGAUUGGCUGGCUGUCUUCCAAGAUGUGUCCGACGCACAGACGGCCUUGUCUGGCGUGGAAGAUCAUGGGCACGGCCUGCAGUUUCGGAUGGCCACCAUCGCAGAUAUCCGACAGAAGGCCUUCAACAGGUUCAAGCAAGCGCCCAAGGAGGAGUUCAUGCGGUUGCGCAUCAACGGUGACAGCGUGGAUGUCCGCAAAGCCAAGAUAAUGGUCUUGGACCUUCUUGAUGAAUUGUCGGGCGCUUCAAAGGGCCCCCAGCGCGAACGUCGCAGAGGCUUUGCCAUGGAGCAGACCUGGGCAGAGACAAAUUACGGCACCAUUCAGAACGAGGAAACUGAUGGCAAAGAUACCAAAUACGUCCCAAGAGAGGAUGAAACUGGGCCUGAGAAGUCUGUGAUCUCCAUCGGUUUACAGCUGGUGAUUUAUGGCCUGGCCAUUGCUUUGCUGGUGCUGAUCUUCGUCAUUCCAUCACCCUUGAUCGACCCCAAAGGGGAGGGUCACCAUGCUGAGCACAUCAAGCAGGGACGCCAGAUGGUCAUGAGAAAUAUUAUCUAUGGUACAUUAGCAGCUGGAUGCCUGGCAUAUUUGAUGCAAUUCCUACAGCAGCCCUUGAUUUUGGGCUACUUGCUGGGCGGCGUUCUCGUUGGACCCAUUGGCCUGCGCCUCAUCAUUGAUGAGCACGAGAUUGUGACCAUGAGUGAGUUGGGUCUGAUUUUUUUGCUCUUCAUGAUCGGUUUGGAGCUGAAUGUCGAGGAACUGGUACAUCUAGGACGCAAGAUCUGUGUCUCCGGACUGCUGCAAUUUCCCUGCUGCGUUGCGUUUCACUUUCUGGCCUUUGCAGCACUUGGUAUGAGCGGCCUGCCCGUGGAUGACAGACCCUUGGCGGGGUCCAUAAUUCCGGCGUCUUGCAACAUCUUGCAACACUUGAUCCCUGGGAUUUUGACGGCCAUUAAAGCCAGGCCACUUGGGACUGGUAUAUAUAGCCGUGUGCUGCGGCAUGUCUUCAACCAUGAUCGUGGUGAAGUGCAGUUGACAGCAAGUGCUGUGCCAUGUCUUCAGGACAAGGAUGAGGCAAAGACCGAAGCUGGUCAGAUCUCCAUUGGUAUUCUGAUUUUUCAAGACGUUUGGGCAAUCAUUGUCCUUGCAGUUCAGAAUCACUUGGACAGCCCCAGAGUGUUUGCCAUCGCCAAGACAUUCACGAUUAUGCUGGCCAUGGUCUCCACGUCAUUCCUCUAUGCAAAGUAUGUCAUGCCCGUGCUUCUGGAGAGCGUGACACUUCCGGAAAUGAAAAUGGUAUUGUCCCUCUGCUGGUGUUUCUUCGUUUGUGCUGCUGCACUGUUGCCCUUCGUCUCUGUUUCGAUGGAGCUGGCCGCUCUGAUUGCUGGUGCUUCACUGGCCAGUUUCUCCUAUAGUAAGGAGCUGGUUCACCAGAUCAGAUACAUUCGAGACUUUUUCAUUACACUUUACUUCGUCUCGCUGGGUUUGCAGAUACCCAUUCCCAGCAGCCAUGUGAUAUUUUGUGCCACCUGCAUUUCCAUGGUGGUGCUUCUGGGAAGAUGGUUGGGAAUCUUUUGCCCCAUCUACUUCCUGGGUGGUGACGUGCGACCUGCCGUACUGUCAACUGUGAAUCUCUCACAAGUCAGUGAGUUUGCCUUGGUUAUUGGUGGCAUUGGCUACAAGCAAGGUCAUCUGCCCCGAGAAACUUUGACGCUGCUAUCUUGGGUCUUCAUUCUAUUGGCGGUGCUCUCUGCCCCGCUGAUGGACCAUACUUCCACCGUGGCUUGGCACAUGGUAUACCAAAAGGCAUCCUUGACAAGUCCAAAUGUAGAGAAGCUGGCGGACGGUCUUGGUGCUUUGCAGAAUGAGGAAAGUGGAGCAGACGGUUCGGUGGAGGAAACACUCUCCGUGCCAGUGGGACGCAUUGGUCACCUCAUUGGAAAGGAGCUGACUGGUGCCAGACUGCGCGUGCUGAAGGCUGAAGAUGAAGAUGAAGAGCCAGAGGAGCAAAAACUUCUGGUCUCGGGUACACCAAAAGCAGUGGAUUUGGCAAAGCAACAUCUGGCGAAGUACAUCCCAAAUCUGCCGGAAGUGGACCCAACAGCCUCAGGUGUCCCCGAACGUCGAAAGAUCGCAGACGCAGCGCCAGCGCCAGAAACGGCGACGGGACCCGACCUUCAUGGCCAACGUUCCAGGGCUGCAGAGGUCUUGGCGGCGGCAGGUCGCGGCCGCAAGGCCGUCAAGGCCGUCAAGGAAGAGGCUCGCGAUCGUAGUAGCUCCACCGACUCACGCACGCGCGUGAAGCGCUUGCGCGAGCGGAAGCGUGGCAUUAGCCUGGAGGAGACCAGGGCCGAGAAGGAAUAUCAAAUCAUGCUGCGCAAGCAGAAGGAGCUGGAUGCCGCAGCUGCAAGAGCAGAAGAGUCCGCUGAGAACGCCCGUGCCUAUGCGCAGAAAGUGGCGGAGGAGGAUCGUCUUCGCGCUGAAGAGGUGGAUGACUGCUUCGACUGGGAGGAGGACAAAGGGCCUUCAGCCUUGGGACGUCUGGCAGUCACCAGCUUUGGCGCUGGCAGAGUGUCUCGAGUGGUGUGCACACCACAAAACCGACGCUACAUGAGUUUCGAUUUGUUCUCCGGUGGCUCUCUACAAGUGCCGGAGGCUCGUGCACUUCCCUGGCUAAGUGUCGUCGAGAACGCCUUGGGCAGCCGUGUGAGUGCGCCAGUUCCAUGGGUAGACCAAGGAGAGAGCCGCAAACCUCCAGAUGGAGCCAACUGGGUGGUGGCGGAGGCCCAUCCACAGGGUCGGCGCUUGGCCUUCCGCCUGGUCACGGCUGCGGAACUCUUUCCCCGCUUCGUUGAGGCAACAAAGCUGUCUCAAUGGCCGCGGCUGGAAAGCCUGGUGUAUCUUGUGGAGCUUUCAACGACGCCAGAAACUGUUGGUCACAUCAUGCCCUUCCGUCACGACUACCGGAAGUCUGAGAAGGGCUAUGCCAAAGGUGACCUCCUGCUGCUUGAAGGGAGUCGCCCUGGCUUGCAGGAUGUGGGCAUCGUCCGCAAAGUGCUGUAUGGUGCCAAAGGUGAGAAAGCAGCCAUCAUUGCAGCUCAAAAAGAUCCAAUGAACCUGUCAGGCACACCACGUUUGGCCUUCCAACGCUGUGGGGCGCCGGAGAAGACCAAGCGAGAGCAGAUCACAUCCUUGGAACGCAUGGUGCUGCCACUGCUCGCUGCCCGCUUGCCUUCGGGCGCUACAGCUCUGGGAGUUGGAGCUUCCUUGGAUAGUACCUUUCUGCGCUUCUUCGUGCGUUUGUCGAGUCAAGAAUCUGUUGACAAGGAGUCACCUGCAGCCCAAGGUGCUGCUGCAGCUGCUGCUGCGGUGGGCGCAUUGUUGGGAUGCCAGACGGAGGUCUUUGCCUCUUCGGGUCCAGAGGCUCCAGCUCCAACAGAGGCAACAGUCCCCGUCCCGGCGGCUGAAAAGAUGGCCAAGGUGAAGGAGAAAGUGUUGAAAGCAGCCAAAAAGAAAGCCAAAGAGAGGAAGAAGGCUGAGAAAGCACCAUCCAAAUCUUCCUCUUCAUCGAGCUCAGAGUCUUCCUCCGAUAUGUUUUUACUUGCCAUGGCAAAGAGAGGUGACAAAGCGUUGGGAAGGACCGCUCGUGCCGAGACUCAAUCGGCUCCUACAUAG
Molecule: messenger RNA, 4917 nt
Organism: Cladocopium goreaui
Lineage: Eukaryota; Dinophyceae; Suessiales; Symbiodiniaceae
Source: the annotation of a GenBank genome assembly